Messenger RNA from Cylicostephanus goldi, 215 nucleotides. Lineage: Eukaryota; Metazoa; Nematoda; Chromadorea; Rhabditida; Strongylidae. The record is from the annotation of a GenBank genome assembly.
AUGCCUGGAGGUGCAAAAGGACCAGGAAUUUUUUUCGUAUUGCCGUGCAUAGAUUCUUAUAAGAAGAUAGAUUUGAGGGUGGUUUCGUUUGAUGUUCCACCUCAAGAAAUUCUGUCUAAGGACUCCGUCACAGUAGCUGUUGAUGCAGUUGUAUAUUUCCGCAUUUCCAAUGCCACAAUUUCGGUAUGUUUUUGUUUCAAAUAUUUCGUAUGAUU